Messenger RNA from Oncorhynchus mykiss (rainbow trout), 2391 nucleotides. RefSeq names its product tyrosine aminotransferase. The record is from RefSeq and is a predicted model, not a curated record. Lineage: Eukaryota; Metazoa; Chordata; Actinopteri; Salmoniformes; Salmonidae. Gene Ontology annotation, biological process: L-tyrosine catabolic process; L-phenylalanine catabolic process; biosynthetic process. Gene Ontology annotation, molecular function: L-tyrosine:2-oxoglutarate transaminase activity; pyridoxal phosphate binding.
UACAUAUAGAGUAUUUUGCCUGAAUUCCUUCAUUUGGAGUGUGAAAUUAUUUUGAGAUUGUAAAGCUGCAGUUGCAACAUGGAGGACAAUUCCUAUGUGGUCAAAAUGAAUGGGAAUGGUGUCAAUGAGAAUAAUUCUCUCAAUGGCGUCAAUGGAAAAGGUCUUAAUGGGAAUGGUAUCCAACAUAAGACUGUGAAAGGCAGUGUUUAUAAAUCCAAGCAGAAGAGCCGCAGGCAGAGAUGGAACAUCCGGCCCUCAGAGAUGUCAAUCAACACAUUGAAUCCCAUCCGUGCCAUUGUGGACGGGAUGAAGCUCACACCCAACCCCGAGAAGCCCAUGAUUGCUCUAUCCAUUGGGGACCCUACAGUGUUCGGGAACCUGCCUACCGAUGAAAAAGUUACCCAGGCCUUGAAGGAUGCCAUUGACUCAAACAAAUACAACGGCUAUGCUCCGUCUGUUGGUUAUCAGAAGAGCAGAGAUGUGGUGGCAAACUUCUACAGUUGCCCCGAGGCCCCCUUGGAGGCAGAGGAUGUGGUUCUGACCAGUGGCUGCAGCCAGGCUAUAGAUCUGGCCAUCACGGUGCUGUGUAACCCUGGAGACAACAUCCUAAUCCCCUGCCCUGGAUUCUCCCUCUACAAGACUUUGGCUGUGUCUCUGGGCAUCCAGGUCAAACUGUACAACCUGCUGCCAGAGAAGUCUUGGGAGGUCGAUCUUCAGCACAUGGAAAGCCUGAUCGAUGACAGGACAACCUGCCUGAUCAUCAACAAUCCUUCCAACCCUUGCGGCUCUGUCUACAGUAAAGAGCACCUAAAGAAUGUCCUCUCUGUUGCCUCCAAAAAUUGCAUCCCAAUCCUGGCUGAUGAGAUCUAUGGUGACAUGGUGUUUCCAGGUUGCAAGUACCAAUCUAUGGCGUCCCUCAGCAGUGAUGUACCCAUCCUGGCAUGUGGCGGUCUGGCCAAGAGAUGGUUGGUUCCUGGCUGGAGGAUGGGCUGGAUCCUCAUUCAUGACCGGAAUCAAAUCUUCGGGAAAGAGAUUCGUCAGGGUUUGGUUAAGCUUAGCCAGAGGAUUCUGGGAGCCUGCACCAUUGUCCAGGGGGCGAUAGAGAGCAUCCUGAACGACACGCCCCAGGAGUUUUACUACAGAACCAUCAGUUUCCUCAAGUCAAACUCAGAGAUCUGUUUCUCUGAACUGUCCACUGUUCCUGGGCUGACCCCUGUGCUGCCAGCAGGAGCCAUGUACCUCAUGGUGGGGAUUGAGAUGGAACACUUCCCAGAGUUCCAGAAUGAUGUGCAGUUCACUGAGCAUCUGGUGACUGAGCAGUCCGUCUUCUGCCUGCCUGCUACGGCAUUUGAGUACCCAAAUUACUUCCGGAUCGUGGUGACCGUACCAGAGGAGAUGAUGGUGGAGGCAUGUGCACGGAUCCGGGAGUUUUGCCAGCGCCACUACAGACCCUGCAGCCAAGACAGCAACGAGCUGGACCAAUGAGAGACAGCCUGAGAGAGAAGGAGGGAGACCAGAGAGUAUGGAUGUAGUAAGGGACAAAAGUGAAUGUGAAAAAAAGAGAACGGGAAGAGAGCGGGUGAAAGAAAGAAGAGGAACUAGGGAAGAGGAGUGAGAAAAUUAUGUUGCACUGCAGGAGCAAAGGAUUUAGUAAGAAAGAAGAGGAACUCGGGAAGAGGAGUGAGAAAAUUAUGUUGCACUGCAGGAGCAAAGGAUUUAGUAAUGUAAUUGGUGGUCGUCCAUCUUUGGUAACUUCAAUUUAUGAGCAGACCUGAUAUUUAUAUUUUGUACGGCCAUUUUAUGUUAAACUUACUUUGACUAAUUAUUUGGCUUCAUGGUUGUACCAAUUCUCAAGGCUCCAAUGUUACUUUAUAUGUUGGGUCGACCAAAACCCCAUUGGGCCUAUAGAACCAGGGACCGGGGUUUUACCCACCCCUUUGUUCAAACCAUGAUGGGGUUAAUGGUUGGGUUGAUCCUACCAGGAAAACAAAUGGAACUCAAGCACCAGCAGAUUACAUACAGUGCUUUCCAUAGUCUGUGUUACAUACUUUUUCUUGCUAGGAUUAUGAUGCUCAACCAAAACCUUUGCUAUCUACUUGUUAAUCUAUCUUCAUGUAAUAUUGAAUGUUAUUUUUUUUAUGUGAAAAAGUUAUUUAAACCAAAGUAAAGCUAUGAAAUACCUGUUUGUUUGUUGUGACUCAUUAGCUCAUGGUAAUAUAAAAACUAAAUCAAAGGAUGUAUCCACUAAUUUAUUGAUUAUAGUUUGUUAUUGAGGCCUACACCCAAUCCAGACAUGGGGAUUUGACCUGAGCUGACCUGUCCAUCAGUAAAGUCAUGUAACAGCUUAAGGGUUGAAUCAGUCCAGAAUGGGGAUGGACAUGGUUAGGGUUU